Messenger RNA from Aethalodelphis obliquidens (Pacific white-sided dolphin), 2301 nucleotides. It is a transcript of the gene TRIM47, whose product is annotated as tripartite motif containing 47. Bases 56 to 1990 code for a protein of 644 amino acids. Gene Ontology annotation, molecular function: protein binding; zinc ion binding. The transcript is spliced from 6 exons. NCBI's taxonomy places the organism in Eukaryota, Metazoa, Chordata, Mammalia, Artiodactyla, Delphinidae. The record is from RefSeq and is a predicted model, not a curated record.
UCCGGGUCCCUCCCAGACGGGAGCAGCACAGGCGGUGCCUCGCGACCGAGGAGCCAUGGACGGCAGCGGCCCCUUCAGCUGCCCCAUCUGCCUGGAGUCGCUCCGGGAGCCAGUGACGCUGCCCUGCGGCCACAACUUCUGCCUCGCCUGCCUGGGCGCGCUUUGGCCGCACCGCGGCGCGGGUGGCGCCGGCGGGCCAGGAGGCACGGCCCGCUGCCCGCUGUGCCAGGAGCCCUUCCCCGACGGCCUGCAGCUCCGCAAGAACCACACGCUGUCUGAGUUGCUGCAGCUCCGCCAGGGCUCCGGCCCGGGGCCCGGCCCCGGCCCGGCCCGGGCCCCCGACCCGGUGGCGCCCAGUGCGCCGCCCAGUGUGGCGCCCAGUGCGCCGCCCAGCGCCCCGGAGCCGUCGGCUCCCUGUGCGCCGGAGCCGUGGCCGGCGGGCGAAGAGCCGGUGCGCUGCGACGCGUGCCCCGAGGGCGCCGCCCUACCCGCCGCGCUCUCCUGCCUCUCCUGCUUCGCCUCCUUCUGCCCCGCGCACCUAGGCCCGCACGAGCGCAGCCCCGCGCUGCGCGGACACCGCCUGGUGCCGCCGCUGCGCCGGCUGGAGGAGAGCCUGUGCCCGCGCCACCUGCGGCCGCUCGAGCGCUACUGCCGCGCGGAGCGAGUGUGCCUGUGUGAGGCCUGUGCCGCCCAGGAGCACCGGGGCCACGAACUCGUGUCGCUGGAGCAGGAGCGCGCGCUCCAGGAGGCCGAGCAGCCCAAAGUCCUGAGCGCUGUGGAGGACCGCAUGGACGAGCUGGGCGCGGGCAUCGCACAGUCCCGGCGCACGGUGGCCCUCAUCAAGAGUGCAGCCGUGGCAGAGCGGGAAAGGGUGAGCCGGCUGUUUGCCGAGGCUGCAGCCGUCCUGCAGGGGUUUCAGGCAGAGGUGCUGUCCUUCAUCGACGAGGGGGAGGCGACCAUGCUGGGCCGCUCCCAGGGCGACCUGCGGCGGCAGGAGGGACAGCGCAGCCGGCUCAGCCGGGCCCGCCGCAACCUCGGUCAGGUCCCUGAAGCCGACUCGGUCAGCUUCCUGCAGGAGCUCCUGGAGCUCAGGCUGGCCCUGGAGGAGGGGUGCGGCCCUGGGCCCGGGCCCCCAAGGGAGCUCAGCUUCACCAAGUCAUCCCAGGCCGUGCAGGUGGUACGAGAUGGCCUGGCUUCAGCCUGCACCAGCCAGUGGGAGCAGCUGCAGGGGCUGGGCAGCGACGAGGAUGGGCUGCAGAAGCCAGGCACGGAAGCAGAUGCUGAGUCCCAGGACCCCGAAAGCGCCAACAGCCUGGAGAGUGAGGCUCCCAGGGAUUACUUCCUCAAGUUUGCGUACAUCGUGGACCUGGACAGCGACACGGCAGACAAGUUCCUGCAGCUGUUUGGAACCAAGGGUGUGAAGAGGGUGCUGUGUCCCAUCAACUACCCCGAGUCGCCCACCCGCUUCACCCACUGCGAGCAGGUGCUGGGCGAGGGCGCCCUGGACCGGGGCACCUACUACUGGGAGGUGGAGAUCAUUGAGGGCUGGGUCAGCGUGGGAGUCAUGGCUGAAGACUUCUCCCCGCAAGAGCCCUACGACCGGGGCCGGCUUGGACGCAAUGCUCACUCCUGCUGCCUGCAGUGGAACGGACGCAGCUUCUCCGUCUGGUUCCACGGGCUGGAGUUGCUCCUGCCCCACCCCUUCUCGCCCACCGUCGGGAUCUGCCUGGAAUAUGCUGACCGAACCCUGGCCUUCUAUGCCGUGCGGGAUGGCAAGAUGAGCCUUCUGCGGAGGCUGAAGACCUCCCGGGCCCGCCGCAGUGGCACCCCAGCCUCCCCGGUUGACCCCUUCCAGAGCCGCCUGGACAGCCACUUUGCGGGGCUCUUCACACACAGGCUCAAGCCCGCCUUCUUCCUGGAGAGCGUGGAUGCCCAUCUGCAGAUCGGGCCCCUCAAGAAGUCCUGCAUAUCCGUGCUGAAGAGGAGGUGAUGCAGGGGGCACGGGGCCUCCUCCCGCUGCAGUCGCAGCUCCUGGGAAGCUUGCUUCUCUGCACCCCUGCUUUGCCCCAGGGAAGACACCAGCCUUGGAGUCCCACACAUUCCCCAGGCUUCUCAUUUCUAGAGGCCUCCACCUUCCAUAUACAAGGCCUUCCACCUCUCAGGGAGGAGGCUCCCCAGACCCUGUCCCCCUGCAGGCCUUGUUUCUGGGAGAAGGGUUACCCUGACCCCUCCUCUCCCAGGUUCUUGGGACAGUGCCUGGGACAUAGUAGGUGCUCAAUAAACAAUUGUCGAAUGAAUGAC